AUGCGGGUGGCAGUCAUCGGUGCCGGGCCUUCGGGUCUAGUGACACUAAAGUAUCUGCUCUCAGCUUGUGACUCUCUGGGUUGUGACCCUGUCGAACCGAUCUUGUUCGAGUCCGAGUCAUCGGUGGGGGGGACGUUUGCUCAUCGCACAUAUGAGGAUGGAGAGCUUACGACAUUUUCCGACUUUAGGCCUCAGGACUCCGACCCGGACUUCCUUUCGACUGACCGUUAUGUCGAGUACCUCAACGUUUACUGCACACACUUUGGGCUUUGGGAGCACCUCAAACUUUCGACUACCGUUGUCUCGAUCCGCAAAAACGGGAACAGGAGCCAUAUCAUUACUUAUCGGCAGCAAGACGGUCCACAGACUGCAGAACAUGAAUGCGAUGCCGUGGCCAUUUGUACCGGACUCCACGUUACUCCGAAUAUCCCAAACAUCAACGGCGUGGACCGAGUAUCAAAAGUCUUUCACUCGUCCGAGUUCAAGAAUAGGAGCCAGUUUGGACUGGGGAAAACGGUGCUUAUCUUGGGUAGUGGCGAGACGGCCAUGGAUCUGGGAUACCUCGCCAUGCACAGCCCUAUCAAAAGAGUCUUGAUGAGCCACCGCGAUGGAUUUUUGUGCGCGCCCAAGAGAAUUCCUGAUCCUGUCAUUUUGCCCAUUCUUGGUAACAAGCCUGACCCGAACAGACUCAACGUGCCGGUCGACAGCAGCAGUGCUAGUCUUUUUGACACGGCCUACGUCCACCGCCGUCUGAGAGACCAAAUGUUGCUGUGGCAUUACUAUGAUAUCUUUAUCAAAUCGACCCUUUGGUUGGUUGGUGGCUCCAAGUAUGGAAUGGCACAGUGGAUAGGGGGGAUAUCGGAUGAGCGGUAUCACGCCAUUUUUUUCAACAAAUCCAACAAGGCCAUGCCAUAUCUAUCAGCCCCAUAUCGCCAAGAACGGGAAUUGUCCAUUGUCCAGAGAAUCAGGUCUUCCCUCAUUCAGGUGCCACUAGCAGAGACUGGUGGUCGACACAUUGACCUGGCACCCUGGCCUACCCACUUUGACGAACAAGGCAUCGUUCAUUUUCGGAGCAACAACCGUCCCGAAUUCCACCGCCUGAAGGGCCAAAGGAUCAAGCCUGAUGUGGUGAUAUUUGCAACAGGAUACACACAGACUUUUUCUUUCUUAUCCGAUGAUUACCCUACGCCAGAAAGCCUUGAUACACGAUCCAUCUGGAAGUCGACAAAUCCUUCUGUUGCUUUUAUUGGGUUUAUCCGCCCAUCCUUUGGCGCCAUACCGCCGUUGUCCGAACUACAAGCUCAACUUUGGGUUGUCAACCUUUUGCGCCCUGCAUUAGUACCAAGGCCCUUGAGCAUCACGGAUGAGCCACAUUACAAACUCAAAAUGAACAACAGAUCGCGAAUCCAGUACGGAGUGGACCACGAGAGCUAUGCAUAUCAGCUUGCACUUGACAUGGGAGCUGCAACAGGAUUCUCCCAGGUUUUAUCACGAGGAUGGGCAUAUCAAACGUCAAAGGGUAGACGCAAUGGCGGGUGGUACAAGUUGCCUCUAGUAUGGGCUUUGGGAGCUAACUUCAACACCAAAUUCCGGUUGAGGGGCCCAUGGAAGUGGAAAGGUGCAGAGGACGUCUUGGUGGAGGAGCUGUGGGCCACGGUUGAGCGAAGAGGAGGGUUCUUUGGCCAUGUUACACUCUCUGGCUUGCCUAUGGCUGUCUUCGGGUGCAUCAGCUUGGUGCUGUGGGUGUUGGAGCCUGUUAUGAACAUUUUGGGGAUGCUAAUGUGA
Podospora pseudopauciseta is the source of this 1785-nucleotide messenger RNA. RefSeq lists its product as uncharacterized. The record is from RefSeq and is a predicted model, not a curated record. The transcript has 3 exons. Gene Ontology annotation, molecular function: flavin adenine dinucleotide binding; N,N-dimethylaniline monooxygenase activity; NADP binding. Bases 1 to 1785 code for a protein of 594 amino acids. Lineage: Eukaryota; Fungi; Ascomycota; Sordariomycetes; Sordariales; Podosporaceae.